This is a messenger RNA of Aspergillus niger, 1026 nucleotides long. RefSeq lists its product as uncharacterized. The transcript is spliced from 7 exons. The record is from RefSeq and is a predicted model, not a curated record. Lineage: Eukaryota; Fungi; Ascomycota; Eurotiomycetes; Eurotiales; Aspergillaceae. Bases 1 to 1026 code for a protein of 341 amino acids.
AUGGUUCCACGCACUGGUCUUCAAAGAAACAGUGGAUCUGAAAGUGGAGUUCUGGCUAGUACCCUGGACGUCCUGUGGGGAGACUACACAUUCACAGCAGACACAACCGACGGAGUCCGCAGAGUCUGUCUGAAGCCCGGCCAGACCUUUCAUUUAGUCCAUGUUCCCAACCCCUCAAUCUGGAUCGUGAAUUAUCUCCCGCCAGUCAGGAAUCGCCCAGGGCCAAGUGGAACUGGCGAAACUCGUAAUCGGCCCAGUGGUACUUCUGGGAUAAUCCGACAUCACACGCGGGUUUUCAUCGGGGCCUGCAGGUUCUCGAGCUGGGGCACCCAGAUUCGCUGUGCUGUUACACAUCUAUUGGUGGAUGGGCAGUAUUGGCUGCCUGAGAAUGGAGUCACUGGGAUUCUCCCUCCAGCGCUCUUGCACCCUAGGGAUUUUGGUCAAAUUGGUGGACGUAUUACUUACUUUAAGCGUACUAGUGGGCAUGCAUUGGUUCUCGUUCACACGUCAGGCAUCUUCUAUUCCUUCGGUGACGCAUUUAUAUCACCAUCGCUCGAUCCCACGCACGGUCUUUUCCUUUGGUCUUGCGGUAUGAUCAUCAUCUUAGCUUUGCAUGUCCUCGCACCUGUUAAGAGGUCUGAGUACGAGAAGUUUCGCAAGACUCAACAACAGUGGGCUUAUAUGAUGCAAGAAUGCGCAGUCACCGUGAGCUCGGGAGGAGGUUCCCGGAUAAUGGUUUUCAUUCUGACUACAUGUCAUAACCAUCGCUGUGGCGCACUCUCGGUGCCAUUGUGUUAUGCCUCCGGUGCACGAGGCGGCUGUAAGCCCCUUGGCGCAAAGCAGCAUGGUCGUAUCAAUGACGAUUGGUUUGGUACUCAAGCUUAUUUACUGUACUCCAUGGACAGGGCCACUGGAGCUGAGGUGGAUAUUCCAGCCGCGGUACCUCUAUACUAUCCAACCAUGUGCACAUGGCUGGGUGUCACUCAGCUGAGAGCAGGUGGGAAUCCUCUGUAUGAUUGCCUGUAG